AUGUUCAAAAAGAAACCAACUAUCAAGCCCCUCUCCCCACUCAAGUCGAGCGAUCGCCGCAGGACAGCCGACCAGAUCAUCGCCGACUUUGGCAUAGAGAUUCCCGUAGAAACUGACGCGAGCCCCGAAGACAAGACAGCUUCGACCGCCGGGCUGACAGCAUUACGGAAGUCCAUACUCCCCGAGAAUGCGCUGUCGGCGCGCUUCACCACCACCGCAGGGCCCGACCUCAAGCAGGUGUCAGGAACAAUAUACGUAGGCAGCCAUGAGGGCACAGGCGGGGAUCAGAGAGUGUUGUGGGUCAAGGUUGGCGACAAAAUGUACCCUACCGUCUACACCCUAUGGCACAACCCACGCAUAGUCCCGCUACUAUAUACGCCACUCGUCGUCGUCGAGAAAAUGCAAGGUGGCGCCGACCUGAUGACGCCUGGGCUACAACGAGGCCCGCCUUUCCCCAAGAAAGCGACAAAAGGCGCCAUCGUCGCCGUCGCGAGCCUCGAGGCACCGACAGUCCCCAUGGCCGUAGGCGAGUGCACCAUCGACGUAAGCGCCUUGGGCAAAGUCCAGGGUACCAAAGGGAUUGCAGUAUCCACAUUCCACUGGGCAGGUGACGAACUAUGGUCUUGGAGCUCAACAGGCAAGGCCGGCAGUGAGCCUCCCGAUAUUCUCGAGGGCUGGGACGACGACAGUGGCGAAGAGGCGAGUCUCGCUGAACGCACGGCAACCGUAGACCUAGAUGACGACGAAGGCGGUGUCGCUCUCGAAGCCACUCCGACCGAACGGUCACAGGCAGAGAGAUCCCAGGGCGUAGAAGGCGAGGAUGCGCCAUCCAACAACGACUUCAUCGAUGUUCUCGAGGAUAAAGAGCUAACUACCAAGGAAAUCGAUGAAGCUUUCAAGAACGCCUUCUUGUACGGCGUCCGAUACCAAAUGGAUCACAACAAGGGCCACCCCUCUUACGGCCUCGACUUUCCCCUCUCGCAAUCAAACGUCAUGGACAUGCUCGUCCAACCCUUCCUCCCCACCUACACCCCCGCGCGAACCGCCUCGCUACAAAUCAAAAAGACAAGUUGGAAGAACCUCAGGAAGUUUAUAAGGCAUCUAGACAAGCAAAAAAUCGUCAAGUGCAAAGACCGCGACGGCAAUGAGGUCGUCAUACUUGAUAUCGAUUUCAAGGAUCGCCAAGUUGAGUCGUUCGUUCCCUACAGGUUGCCGAAGAAGGACACCCCAGCCGCAGCGAGCACAAACGGCAAGCCAGCUGCAUCCCUGUCCGCCGAGUCUUCCGUUGGCCAAAGGCUAAAGCUUGUCUCUGUAUUGCGGCCUAAGGAGAAGUUAGCGCCUAUCCUGAGUGCCUCCAAAGCAGAUCCGCGCGGUCUCUACACGCCAGCAGAGCUAAAGCAGCUUCUCAUAGCCUACGUAGAGGCGGAAAACUUGAUCGACCCCAAGAACAAGCGUCUUAUUCGCAUCAACCCCCAACUCGCAGAUGCCCUAUUGGGUUCCUCAGCAGCCGACAAUGCGGCGCUGUCAUCAGGAACCAUGCCUAGAGACGCCCUGUCUGAACGCAUGGUCGCUGCCGCCUCGCCCUUCCACGCCAUCAUCCGCAACGACGCCGAUAUUGCUGACGCCAAGCCAAAAGCUGGUGCACCACCCAAGAUCCAAAUCACGCUUGAGACGCGCAGUGGCAACAAAACUGUGACCAAGGUGCAUGGGCUGGAACCAUACUACAUCUCACCACAGCCGCUCGCUGACGAACUGAGAAAGACGUGCGCAGGUAGUACGAGCGUGGAUAAACUGCAAGGAUCAAGUCCUAAAGCCCCUGUCAUGGAGGUCAUGGUUCAGGGUCCUCAGAAAGACGCUAUCAUGAAGGCAUUGGAGAAGAGGGGCGUGCAUAGGAAUUGGGUCGAGGUUGUAGACAAGACCAAAGGAAAGAAGAAGUAG
Molecule: messenger RNA, 1938 nt
Organism: Alternaria atra
Lineage: Eukaryota; Fungi; Ascomycota; Dothideomycetes; Pleosporales; Pleosporaceae
Exons: 3
Coding region: 1-1938 (645 amino acids)
Biological process (GO): formation of translation preinitiation complex; translational initiation
Molecular function (GO): translation initiation factor activity
Source: RefSeq, a predicted model, not a curated record